Molecule: messenger RNA, 1170 nt
Organism: Acanthosepion pharaonis
Lineage: Eukaryota; Metazoa; Mollusca; Cephalopoda; Sepiida; Sepiidae
Source: the annotation of a GenBank genome assembly
AUGAUCUUUUUCUUCUCACAUUUGUCUCUCUCAGUAUUUUCUUUCUCUUUAUCUCUCUCACAGCAUACAUCUUUUCCCCUCCUCUCACUGGUUAUCACUCCCACUCUCUCCUCUCUGAAUACCUCUUUUCCUCUCCUGUCUCUGUCUCACUGGAUACCUCUUUCUCUUCCCCUUCUCUCUCUCUGGAUACAUAUUUCUCUUCCCUUUCUCUCUCUCUCUCUCUCUCUCUCUGGAUACAUCUUUCUCUUCCUCUUCUCUCUCUCUCUCUCUGGAUGCCUCUUUCUCUUCCUCUUCUCUCUCUCUGGAUGCCUCUUUCUCUUCCCCUUCUCUCUCUCUCUCUCUCUGGAUACCUCUUUCUCUUCCCCUUCUCUCUCUCUCUCUGGAUACCUCUUUCUCUUCCCCUUCUCUCUCUCUCUCUCUGGAUACCUCUUUCUCUUCCCCUUCUCUCUCUCUCUCUGGAUGCCUCUUUCUCUUCCCCUUCUCUCUCUCUCUCUGGAUACAUCUUUCUCUUCCCCUUCUCUCUCUCUCUCUCUGGAUACAUCUUUCUCUUCCCAUUCUCUCUCUCUGGAUACAUCUUUUUCUUACCUUCUCUCUCUCUCUCUCUGGAUGCCUCUUUUCUCUUCCCUUCUCUCUCUCUCUCGUGCCUCUUUCUCUUCCCUUCUCUCUCUCUCUCUCUGGAUACCCUCUUUCUCUUCCCUUCUCUCUCUCUCUCUCUCUGGAUACCUCUUUUUCUCUUCCCUUCUCUCUCUCUCUCUGGAUGCCUCUUUCUCUUCCCUUUUUCUCUCUCUCUCUCUCUCUGGAUACCUCUUUCUCUUCCCUUUCUCUCUCUCUCUGGAACCUCUUUCUCUUCCCUUCUCUCUCUCUCUGGAACCUCUUUCUCUUCCCCUUCUCUCUGGAGACCUCUUUCUCUUCCCCUUCUCUCUGGAGACCUCUUUCUCUUCCCCUUCUCUCUGGAUACCUCUUUCUCUUCCCCUUCUCUCUGGAUACCUCUUUCUCUUCCCCUUCUCUCUGGAUACCUCUUUCUCUUCCCCUUCUCUCUGGAUACCUCUUUCUCUUCCCCUUCUCUCUGGAUACCUCUUUCUCUUUCCCUUCUCUCUCUCUCGAUACCUUUCUCCUCCUCUUCUCACUCUCUCUUUGUACACCGUUUUCUCACUCUUCGCUUCCAACUAA